Molecule: messenger RNA, 3627 nt
Organism: Zychaea mexicana
Lineage: Eukaryota; Fungi; Mucoromycota; Mucoromycetes; Mucorales; Lichtheimiaceae
Product: Sac phosphatase domain-containing protein
Exons: 21
Coding region: 162-3131 (989 amino acids)
Biological process (GO): phosphatidylinositol dephosphorylation
Cellular component (GO): membrane; cytoplasm
Molecular function (GO): phosphatidylinositol-4,5-bisphosphate 5-phosphatase activity; phosphatidylinositol-3,5-bisphosphate 5-phosphatase activity
Source: RefSeq, a predicted model, not a curated record
CUUCCAAGUUCCGAGAGUCGUGUAGUGCGUGUAUGUAUGCCAAGGGCCGACCAUUCUGCACCAAUUUUUUUUUCUUUCUUCUUCGUAUAAUAUAUUACAGGGCUCGUCCACCACCAAUUACCACCCUUCCACUAAAAUUCUUGCGGCACAUAUAACUUACGAUGCAAACACAUCUAUUAUUACGAGACCAUCCACGAGCACUCGCCUUACGACCGACCGUCCUCCAUGAAGCACCUUCGGGUGUAUUAAUGUUUGAACAGUACAGCAACCCGGCAACCAUGGGCGACCGCGCCAUCACCAAGCUAUUACCACUAGGUGAAUUCGAGGACACCCAAUGGCGCAUUUUAAAUAGUCGACCCGUAUUUGGUUGCCUUGGCAUGAUUAAUGUCAUGGGAGAAUGCUUUAUUGCGAUUGUUACAGAUUGUGUACCAGUGGGCCGUAUUCGUGCAGGUGAAGAAGUAUAUAAAAUUGUAUCCGUAUCGUUCUAUUCAUUGUCGUCGUCAAAGUAUGACGACUUGGAUAUGUCUUCUGCGGCUGCAGCACGGGAUUAUAAUACGGAUAGUUCAGGUGACGAAUGGAGCGACCAGGCGGCAAUACAACACCCUUGUGCUCAGCUGGAAAAGCUAUUUUCAGUCGGCAACUUUUAUUUUACCCCGGAUUUCGAUUUAACAAAAACUGUACAAGCAAGGACAUCGGAUGCAUCAUCGAACGUCCAUGCAUUUGAUGAUCAUUUCUUAUGGAACAAAUUUCUGAUAUCCGGAUUGCUCGAUUUUCGGGCGAAAUUGGAACGAAAAAAGCAGAUGGAUCUUGAUAGAGGAGGGUUUCUGGUAUUUGCCAUCCGAGGCUAUGUUGGGGUGGAAACUGUAUCACUUGAAAAUGAAAAAUACGAACUGUCGGUAAUAUCAAAAUUAAGUUGUAAACGGGCUGGUACCCGAUUCAACUCGAGAGGUAUCGAUGACAAUGGACAUGUUGCCAAUUUCGUUGAGACAGAGACCGUGUUGUAUUCCGAUCGAGUAUGCUAUGCAUUUACCCAAACGCGUGGAAGUGUUCCUGUGUUUUGGGAACAGCAGGGCAUCGUCAAUCAAAAAUUACAAAUUGCACGAGGACCGGGUGCGACACAACCAGCCGUCAAGCGACACUUUACCGAACUCAUCAAUCGAUAUCAAUCAGUAUGCAACAUCAACCUGCUCUCUGCACGCGAGCAGAACACGGGCGAAUCCUUGUUGGGAUCAACAUACACAUCGGCGGUUCACCAACUACAUAUGCCCGAAAGCCAAUUACGAAUGGUCAAUUUCGACCUGCAUGCCGAAUGUCGUGGUGGCAACUAUGACAAUCUUGUUUAUCUAUUAAACGACGUACGCGGCUAUUUGGAUCAACAUGGCUUCUUUUUAAUGGACUCUGUCGACAAUCGUAUUGUCAACAGACAGACUGGUUGUUUCCGAACAAACUGCUUGGAUUGCUUGGAUAGAACAAAUCUUGUGCAGAACAAAAUUUCGAGCAUGACAUUGCAAAAUUAUUUGGGCGGUCACCACGUUACAUGCUGGGACAUGGAUAUGUUGAUGGAUCGACAUUCCCAUUUAUGGGCGGAGAAUGGCGAUGGUUUGUCCAGAAUUUAUGCUGGUACAGGAGCGCUCAAGUCGGCAUUUACACGGACGGGCAAGGUCACCUUUAUGAACAUGUUAAAUGAUGCCACUCGAUCCGCAAAUCGAUUUUUCAUUAACACGUUUCAAGAUAAGGCUAAGCAGGAAGUCAUUGAUCAAUUACUGGGGAAGUUGGUGGGUCAACAAGAGAUCAUAGUACAUGACCCAAUCAGCGACUCAGUAUCAAAACUGAUGGUGAAAAGAUUAAAAGAAUAUUCAACAAGUCACCAAGUAACAAUUUUUUGUGGCACAUAUAACUUAAAUGGCAAAAGUUUCAAGGGUGAAUCCUUGGAUCCCUGGCUUUUACAACACUCACAAUGGGGAGAUGAUGAACCUGAUAUCUAUGCCGUGGGCUUCCAAGAAAUUGUAGAGCUUUCUCCACAGCAGGUCAUGACGACAGAUGCAGAGAAACGCAAAAUAUGGGAAGAGCAGAUAGAACGUACAUUAAACUCGAAUCCCAGAGGCAAAUCAAGAUACGUUAUGCUUCGAUCAAAUCAACUCGUCGGUGCGGCGCUUGUCAUUUUUGUAAAAGCAAAUAUUGUAGAAAAUAUUCGCAAUGUCGAAACAUCCAUCAAGAAGACCGGUAUUAUGGGUAUUGCUGGUAACAAGGGAGCAGUUGCAAUUCGCAUGGACUAUGGCGACACCAGUAUCUGUUUCUUAGCAGCUCAUUUUGCAUCAGGGCAUUCGAAUUAUGAGGACCGAAAUGCCGAUUUCCAUACAAUCAAUACCGGCCUUCGUUUCCUACGUGGACGAACAAUUGACAGUCAUGACAACAUAUUCUGGUUAAGUGAUCUGAACUAUAGAGUUUCGUUAUCCAACGAAGAGGCACGCGGAUAUGCUGCCCAAGGAAACAUUGAUGCUUUACUCCAAGCCGAUCAGCUCCAAAAACAAAUGCAGCAAGGUCUUGUAUUCCCGGGUUACCAAGAAGGACCUAUUACUUUCUUACCAACCUAUAAAUAUGAUAAUGGCAAAGAUGUCUAUGAUACCAGUGAGAAGCAACGGGUGCCAGGUUGGACAGACCGUAUUUUGUAUAAAGGAAAGCAUUUAGAACUGGUUCAGUAUGCCCGUGCUGAAUUGUAUACAUCCGAUCAUAGACCAGUAUUUGCCCUGUUUGAAGCAGAUAUUGUUAUGAUGGACCAUGAUGCCAAAGCCCGAUUGCAAAAAGAAUUGUAUCAGAAGAGUCUGGAUAAUAUUCCUGUAGUAGAUAAUACAGCUCCACCCGAAUUACCACGUCGAAGAACACCCACUCCGCCAAGCAGACCUAUUGUCACAUUGCCACCACGUUCUAUUGUAGAUACUCUAAUUGAUCUCGGCCCUGUAAAUGCUUCACCCAGUUUACCGAAACCAAGUACAGAACUUUCCAAAUGGUGGGAAACUGAUGAACCACUUCCCCGUGCAAAUAAACACGUUGUUAAAAUGUCAAAUCCAUUCCGGCAACCGCUAUGUGAGUUUUCAUACAUAGCAGGAUCCAUCAGCGACUUUUUACACUAAUCUGUAUGAUCUACUACACAGCUGUAACAUCAACAAACAACACCACAAACAGUAACAAUAACAAUACGACAACAUCAGUGCACAAUGGCACUAGCGAUAACAGUGUUAGACAAAACUCACUUUCUCAAUGGAUACCGAUACAGCCAGCAUCGACACCGUCAUCCUCCUUGAAUGGAACAACAACAUCUAACGCUACAAGUCCAACAAAGGCGGCAGCAAAACUAACAUCAACAUCAACAGGUGCAGCAGUAAUAUCACCUAUUGAAGCGGAUGAAGAUUAUGAACGACAUUCAUCCACUACUGACACCGGCGAGAACAAUGUUUCAUCCGCUUUUGGAUUUUGGAAUAACAAGCAGACGGCAGCAUCAUGAUCUUAUCUCGUAUCAAAAUAUUUAAAUGAUAAUAAAAACACAUCCAUCUUGUUAUUAUAUGUAUAUACGCAAAUACUUAUUACUGCUAUGUAUCCAUUAUCCUAUAACUGCAAACGAUAUAAUAG